Jatropha curcas is the source of this 2736-nucleotide messenger RNA. Lineage: Eukaryota; Viridiplantae; Streptophyta; Magnoliopsida; Malpighiales; Euphorbiaceae. The record is from RefSeq and is a predicted model, not a curated record.
ACAACUCCUUCACAAACACAACCGCUCGCUUUUCACAAUUCUCUCGUCGGCUUUAAUUUAUUUUCCCUCGGUUUCUCGCUUCCCAAACAGAUAACGCACUCAUGGACUCCAUAGUCAAGCGAGAAAAUCCUGAACCGGCUAACUCAUCUCCCAGGCUAAACCAAAAACUUCUGAAGCUUUCCCAAACGCAAAUUAGUUAUCAUAGCGGAAGCAGCAGUAGUAGUAGUAGUUCAAGCGAUUCCGAUUCCAAUGACAUUGACGACGGCGGUGUUUCAAAUCUCAAUGCUAAUAAACGGAAGCAAAACUCGAGUUUCGGUGAUCUCUUGAAGAAACCGAAACGCGAGGAGGAAUUUUGUUCAAUUAUGCCUCCUGCAGGAUUUCUUGCUUCUCUUAACAAUAACCAGGAAUUACAGCCACAGCCAUUACUGAAAAAAACAAUGGAACGGAAGGACAACUCGCUGUUGCCAUUGACGGUUGCUCAUAAUAAUAACAAUAAACUGGCGGUGGCUACGAUUUCACGCGGUUGCAAGCAGUUCUGGAAAGCAGGAGAUUACGAGGAAGACGUUGCUACUGAUUCUACUUAUUCUGCUAUUGGCAUGGAUCAUGUUAGAGUACAUCCAAAGUUUCUACAUUCAAAUGCAACAAGUCAUAAAUGGGCAUUGGGAGCAUUUGCAGAGCUUUUAGACAAUGCUUUAGAUGAGGUUUGCAAUGGAGCCACCUAUGUUAAUGUGGAUGUUUUGGAAAACCAGAAAGAUGGGAGCAUGAUGAUUCUUGUAGAAGACAAUGGUGGUGGAAUGAAUCCUGAUAAAAUGCGGCAAUGUAUGUCUCUAGGAUACUCUGCUAAGAGCAAGAUGUCAAACGCAAUUGGCCAAUAUGGGAAUGGUUUCAAAACGAGUACUAUGAGGCUCGGAGCAGAUGUGAUUGUGUUUUCUCGUUGUGAUGAUGGGAAGAGCCCAACACAGAGCAUUGGAUUGCUUUCCUACACAUUUUUACGGGCGACAGGAAAAGAAGAUAUUGUGGUUCCCAUGAUUGACUUUGAGAAGAAAGGGAAAUCUAAUAAAUGGAACAAGAAAAUAAGAUCUUCUUUAAAUGAUUGGAAUGCCAAUUCAGAAAUCAUAUUGCAGUGGUCACCAUUUAUAAGUGAAGAAGACCUUUUCAAGCAGUUCGAAUUCCUGGAAGAUCAAGGUACUCGUAUCAUAAUCUAUAAUCUUUGGGAAGAUGAUGAAGGAAAUUUGGAACUGGAUUUUGACACCAAUCCACAUGACAUACAAAUUAGAGGAGUCAACCGAGACGAGAGGAAUAUACAAAUGGCAAAACAAUAUCCCAGUGCAAGGCAUUUUUUAACUUAUCAGCAUUCAUUAAGGAGUUAUGCAGCAAUUCUGUAUCUCAGACUUCCAACUGGCUUCAGAAUAUUCCUCCGGGGAAAGGAUGUUGAACAUCAUGACAUAGUAAAUGACAUGAUUUUGGCAAAGAAUAUAGUAUACAGACCUCAGCAUGUAGAGAAUGAUCCAGAUGUGGCCGCAUACGGGACAAUUGGGUUUGUAAAAGAUGCUCACCACCAUAUUGAUGUUCAGGGAUUUAAUGUUUAUCACAAGAACAGGCUCAUCAAGCCUUUCUGGAGGGUGUGGAAUGCUGCUGGGAGCGAUGGCCGUGGAGUAAUAGGUUUAAUGGAAGUUAAUUUUGUUGAACCAGCUCAUGAUAAGCAAGGUUUUGAGCGUACAAAUGGUCUCUCAAGACUAGAGGCGAGACUGAAUGCAAUACAGAAGAGUUAUUGGUCUUCAAACUGCCAGGAGAUUGGUUAUGCUGCAAGGCGGCACCCCAAGAACCAUAAUUCUUCAAACAUAGAAUGCACUUCGCAAUCAAAAAAUAAAGUAAAAGGCUCUGCUAAAGGAUUUCCAGCAGUACAUGCAAUUAGUCCAAACCAGCAAAGCUCUAUUAAUGGGGAUUUAAAAGCCAAAGCUUGUCUGAAACUUGGUGAAACACCAUUGCGCAGUAUUACCACAGAUCCUUUGUAUUGUUCCGUAGUAAAAGGUCAGCAAAUGGCCACAGGUUCUCAUUCAAAGGCUGCCAAUACUAAUGAUAUGAAGAGUUCAAAUAACUUGAAGAAAAAGGGUCCUGAAUUAAAGGAUAGAUUCAAUGGACAAACUGGGAAAAUGGUGGAUAAUUUGAUUAAGUCUUUAGAAUAUGAAAGGGAGAAGCAGCGAAAGCUUGAAAAUCAGGCAUGCGUUGAUAACCUUUUAAUUAACCGAAAAACUUGCCCGGUUGCCCCCUUUUUUUCUUGUAAUUUACUGAAUUCCUUUUAUCAAUGAACAGCUUCAGGAGAAAACAGAAGAGCUAGAUGCUGAAAAAAAGAAAGCAGAACAGUUGGAUCAAGAAAAUAUUGCUCUUGUAGAAAUGAUACAGGAAGAAAGGACUAGAAGGGACCAAAUGGAGGAGGAUUUAACAGAGAAGUUAAAGGAUGCUUACAAGACUAUUGAGGAGCUAAUGGAGAGAGUGAGGCAGCUAGAAGGGUGCAAAUCAAGUAACUGUAAAAUUGAGAAGGACUGAUUAUGAGUCUUGAUUCAUUUUAGGAGCUUUAAUUUGUAGGCACGCUAGUCCUCAAAGACAAAAGGUCAUGAUUCAAUAAGCUUUUACUUGGUACAUAUUUACAACUAUGCAAUGAAUCAUUUUCCUUUGGCAAAUCCCACCAAUUGUAAAGGGUUCUAGUCUUUUAAAGAAAUAUAUAUCGACUUAGGA